Molecule: messenger RNA, 3115 nt
Organism: Chara braunii
Lineage: Eukaryota; Viridiplantae; Streptophyta; Charophyceae; Charales; Characeae
Source: the annotation of a GenBank genome assembly
GUCCCGGCCAUCCGUCCAUCCACACUUGUUGGAUAUGCCGUACUGGAUGUAGACCUCUCCUUCUGCCUUCCAACUCCCGCCUGCAUGCCCGCGCACGAUAUCCCUCCUCUGCUUGCAUACGAUGUGGAGAAGCUUAAGUUGUUUCAGAGGGAAGGCUUGUAGCACCUCUGUAUCCUUCAAGAGGGGUUCGUACCGAUGUUGGGUACCAGUCAUUGAUGCAGUGCUAGCUUGUUUGCGGUGGAUUUAGGUGAGAUUGGGUCUGUGGUCCUGCCAGCAAUAACGCAAGAGCGUCCAUCUCUGACGUCGCUGCUUUCUAUGGUCUUAGGGGCUGGUCGCUUUGUGAAUGCCACUGUAAAUGAUCAUCGUAGAAGGCUUGGAAUGCCAUAGGGUUUAUGCGAUGACGACUUGUUGCCACCGUAAAUGAUGGUCGUACAAGGUUUGUUAUGCUGUCGAGUUUAAGAGCUGGAGACUACCGUAGUUGAAUCUGGUAUGCUCGGUCGCAACCCUUCUUCCUCAUUCUUGGUUCUUGGCCAGCUUGCAUUUCGAUGGGCAAAGAGUCUGGGCAUGUGUAUGGAUGCCACAAUAAACUAUCCUUCUUGCUCAUUCUUGGUUCUUGGCCAGCUUGCAUUUCUGUGGGCAAAGGGUUUGGGCAUGCGUAUGGAUGGCACAAUAAACAAUGGAAGCAGAGGCGUUGUCAGUUUCCGGCUGCUGUUCUCACAGUGUCACUCUCCACUCAUCGUCUGCCACUGACGAACCAAUCUGUCACUCAGUAGCUAGUACCGUACCGUCUCACGGUCUUGACUUGCAGAGUUAUCUUCCGCUCAUCAUCCUUGUCCUCUGCUGCAUCACGGCAGCUCUGUUCUUUGGACAGUCUUGUCCUGUCCUUCACAUUCUACCCCUUGUCCUAUCCGUCUUGCAGGAAUGGACUCGGGCAGACAGUUUGUGGCACGCCGACAGCAAGUCUCAUUGACAACGGGACUGGCGAGCUGUGGGAGAGAGCGUCUCUUGUAAUGGCGAGCUGUGGCGAGCUGUGGGAUAGUGUCGCUGAGACAUAUUAUCAACGGUUUGAUUCGGAGGUCGGUGAACCUUGUUUCACAAAAUAAUGCUGUUCUGCCAUCCGGAUACAGAGAAAGUUGGAGAUCCGAGCACAUGGUCGAAGUUUUCGAAAUGAUUCACUUGGCGAACGCAAGCUACGAUGUCCGCAAAUAUACUUUGUUCUCUCUCACUCUUUCAGAGCCCAGUCACUUGCUUUUGUGAACAGUAGGGUAUGGAGAGGACUGCACAGAGCUGCUGUAACAGAGGGGGGCACAUUUUGUGCCCAGUCGGUUUCGUGAUGAUCCAGCAGUUGUUUCGCGUCUAGGAUCCAGAAUGAAAUCCCUCUAGUGGGAAAAGGGAGGCCCAUGUUCUCUAUUGGGCCAGGCCUCUGGGCUAUAAUUGCACCAUAGUAGCAGGAACCUAGUCUGUAUUCUGAGUAGGUCCCUUCUACUCUAGCACGGUUAUAGCCCACUGAGCCUGCCUCAUUUACACACCACCCUCUCUCUCUGAAGUAAGUAUGUGUUUUUGUCGCACGCCUGAGGCAUCACAACACUUUCUAGUCGCACAGCGUGCCGACUUCGAGUCGAUGUGCCCCUUUCUUUUUUCGCUGAAUGACCCCUAUCUAGCACUACUUCCUGCAAUCUGGGCUGGCACAGAAAUCACAGGGAAACAUGACAGAUGUUAUGACAGCAUUGUUCGAAAAUGACGGGGACUUCUAUUCCUUCUUAGCGUGUUUCUUUCAUUGCCUUUUCUUCCGUUUGAGUUCUCGGCGAACUGAUACCGUCAUCCUUCCUGCAAGAACUGUCAGCAAUCGGCCUAGCAGUGAUGCGUUGCCACUUCUCUGGCACAAGCCAGAAGCCAGAUUGACGUAGUUCGAACGGAUUCAGCAUCUUCAGGGAGUUGAGAGUUCGUACCCAAAGAAAUGUUUCGUUGUUGGCCAAAUAUAUUCAGCCUCCUGACGAGUCGGUGAAACUCCGGCGAAACAGUUUGUCACAGCCCCUCGUUUGUUGUCCUCUUCUCCCUCUCUGCCUACGGUUUACCGGGCAGUUCUAUUUGACGAUAUAUAUUGCAAACCACGCCAGGAAGUGGCAACAACAUCAGGAACGCGUUGCGUGCUCGGUUCAACGCACAAAGCAUAUGGAGGAACCGGGGAACCAUUCGAAUUCUUUCUUAAAGGUAUCAGGUUGCUAUCAACCUUAGAGGAGGUUGGAAGGUGUCCCUUGGUGAUUGGCACUGAUUGCUAUUGGUUGUGUGCUAUUCUGGUAGGUCUUCAGUGAGGUGAGCAGUCAAUGAGAGGUCGGCAACGGCUCUCCGUGCAGUUUCAGGAUAUAUAUAUUCACCUGCUGCUGCUGGGCCUCUGCUAACCCAUUUACAGCCAAGGCCCGAGGAGGAUUUGUCUCUCUUAUGUUUCUGUGUGUUGUUUUUUGCCGUAUACGCCUGAGAAAUGUGGUUCAGUCCAUUUGUUGUCUGCGAUGUGGCAAAAGGCAGGGACGGAUGACAGGAUGAUAUCGGUAUCUCUUCGUCAAGCAAGGUUGCAGCAGAGGAGAGCUUGUUCGAUUAGAGCAGAGGACCGGUGAACGUAUGUAUAUCCCCUCCAAAGAAAGAUGGAAUGCCUUCCCGCCCUGUGUGGUCGCUAGUGGAUUCGUCCCCUUGGAAAGCGGGGAGUGUUGCUAUGUUCAAUUUAUGAUGAACGUAGGACGCUGUUGUUCCACAACAGCUGAACACUAUUGAGCUGUCGAUAUGCUGACGUUGUCCUUCUUGCGGUCAUAUAUCACAAUUGAGUUUGUGUGACUGGAAGUUUGCCUCGUCUUGAACGGUGAGAAGUUGGUUGCAUGAGACAGCUAUGAGCUUGGUAUCAUUCAAGGUCCACGAUGUAUUGUCUAAUGAUGUCCACAAUUCCAAACAGAGCACCCGUAGGUGUACUUGUCGUAGGAUAACGGCAACUAUGAUGAACUGGUGGUAAAAAAAGUUUGCAGCCCACCAAAUUGAAUCAGCAUAGUUCACAUCUGACUGCUCAUGAAUUGAAUAUCUAAAUGGAACCUGACCUUUAAAGGAGACCAGGUGUAUUGUCAUUUGUAAU